Xyrauchen texanus (razorback sucker) is the source of this 3767-nucleotide messenger RNA. RefSeq names its product kinesin-associated protein 3-like. The record is from RefSeq and is a predicted model, not a curated record. Gene Ontology annotation, molecular function: kinesin binding. Gene Ontology annotation, biological process: cilium organization; microtubule-based movement. The transcript is spliced from 20 exons. Gene Ontology annotation, cellular component: axoneme; ciliary transition zone; kinesin II complex. NCBI's taxonomy places the organism in Eukaryota, Metazoa, Chordata, Actinopteri, Cypriniformes, Catostomidae. Bases 124 to 2439 code for a protein of 771 amino acids.
CGGAUUAGUACACUGCGGAUAAGCGAUGCUUUGAUUGUCGGACAGUGAAUCAGCGUCACGUAUAUCAAUAGUCCAAAAGAGCAGCUAAACCCACUUCUGGUGCUUUCACAUGAACGGAAUAAAAUGCAGUCGGACGACGCACAAAUUUUGAAACGGAGAGUUAAGACUGUUAAUAUAGAUGUGCACCCGACGGAGAAGGCUCUAGUGGUGCACUAUGACUUGGAAGCGACCAUUUUAGGAGAGAAAGGCGAUGCGAGGCACGAGGAGAAGAAAAACUGCCAGAAAAUUAUCCGACUGAGGAGUCUGAAUCCUGGCACUGAUAUUCCGUCCCUUGCCAGGAAGGUGGUAGAAGAGUGCAAACUCAUCCAUCCAUCAAAGCUGGCUGAGGUGGAGCAUCUACUGCUGUAUUUACAGAACCGAAAGAAGCCCAGCACUAAAUUGGAGAAGGAGAAGAAACCUGUGAAACCCAGAGAACUCACACCAUUUGAGGGAAUGGAAGUUGAUGAGGAUGCCAACAUUAAUAAAAUAGAUGAUUAUAUAGAGCUCUUGUAUGAGGGCAUGCCUGAGAAGAUCAGAGGUUCCACUCUCAUUCUACACCUGGCCCGGAACCCUGACAACCUGGAGGAGCUCCUGCAUAAUGAGACUGUAAUUGGAGCUUUAGCCCGAGUGUUGAGAGAAGACUGGAAGCACAGUGUUGAGUUAGCGACCACUAUUGUCUAUGUUUUCUUCUGGUUCUCAAGUUUCUCUCAAUUCCACACACUGAUUACACACUAUAAGAUCGGCGCUCUGUGUAUGAGCAUCAUAGAGCAUGAGCUGAAGAAGUAUGACCUAUGGCAGGAUGAGUUAGAGAAGAAGACCAAGGCUUGUGAAGAAGACCCUGACAACCAGAACUUACGAAAGGAGCAUGAGAAAACCCUUAAGAAAUAUCAAAGCCUUCUUGUCAAACAGGAGCAGCUGCUGCGAGUUGCAUUUUACCUGCUGCUCAACUUGUCUGAGGACACCCGCACAGAGCUCAAGAUGAGGAACAAAAACAUUGUCUACCUGCUGGUGAAUACUCUGGAAAGAGAAAAUGAAGAACUGUUGGUGCUGGUGGUCUCGUUUCUCAAAAAGCUCAGCAUCUUCUUGGAGAACAAGAAUGAAAUGGCUGAGCUGGACACUGUGGAGAAGCUUGCUCAUCUAGUUCCAUGUGAACAUGAAGAUCUGCUGAACGUCACUCUGCGACUCCUCCAUAACCUCUCCUUCGACACAGGCCUGCGUACCAAAAUGGUGCACGUGGGUCUGCUCCCCAAACUCACUGCUCUGCUGGGUAAUGACACACACAAGCAUGUAGCGAUGCGCAUCCUCUACCACAUCAGCGUGGAUGACAAGUCAAAAUCCAUGUUUGCAUACACUGAUUGCAUCCCUCAGCUUACGCAAAUGCUAUUCGAACACAACAAUGAAAGAAUCGACACUGAGCUUAUCUCCUUCUGCAUCAACCUGGCUGCCAACAAGAGGAAUGCUCAGAUUAUCUGUGAGGGUAAUGGAUUGAAGAUGCUGAUGAAGAGAGCACUCAAACUGAAGGACCCGCUGCUGAUGAAGAUGAUUAGGAACAUAUCACAGCAUGACGGACACUUGAAACAGCUCUUCAUUGACUUUGUGGGUGACCUGGCGGCUCAGAUCAAGCAGGAGGAAGAUGAGGAGUUUGUUAUUGAGUGCUUGGGUACAAUGGCUAACCUCACCAUCCCUGACCUGGACUGGGAGCUCCUGCUGAAAGAGUACAACUUGGUGCCCUACCUCAAAGACCACCUCAAACCUGGCUCAGCAGAGGAUGACUUGAUCCUGGAGGUGGUGAUCAUGAUUGGUACGGUGUCUAUGGAUGACUCCUGUGCCGUCAUGCUGGCAAAGUCAGGCAUCAUCCCUGCUCUAAUUGAGCUGCUAAAUGCCCAACAGGAAGAUGAUGAAUUUGUAUGUCAGAUCAUCUAUGUCUUCUACCAGAUGGUCUUCCACCAGGCAACCAGAGAUGUCAUCAUUAAGGACACUCAGGCUCCAGCCUACCUCAUCGACCUGAUGCAUGACAAAAAUGUGGAGAUCCGGAAGGUGUGUGACAACACUCUGGAUAUUAUCGCCGAGUAUGAUGAAGAGUGGGGGAAGAAGAUACAGAGUGAGAAGUUUCGCUGGCAUAACUCACAGUGGUUGGAGAUGGUGGAGAGCAGACAGAUGGAGGAGGCUGAGCCCUACCUGUACGGAGACGAUCCAGACACCCUUGAGCAGCCUGAUCUCUUCUACAGCACUGAAGGUAUGAUGCCCCCUGAGCCAGUCCUCAGUCCAGACUUCUACAGCCAGUUCCACUCUCAGAAUGGAGACUUCAACGCCUGCAAUGGAGCCGAUGGACGUCCUGCCACUGCUUACGGUUUUCGUCCAGACGAGCCAUUCUUCCACGGGUAUGGAUCAACCAGAUAGAACCACUGCACUAAUCAAAUCUCCAAGUCACUACAAGUGAAUAUUUAUCUUCCAGAAUGGGAAACAAACUUAAGCUCUUCAUGCUUGUCUUGUCAACAAAAUUUGAGCCCACCCCUGGAUUUAGAGGCAGACUUAAUGGAGAGUCCUCACAUAAAAUGGUUGGUAAUGCUUCCUAAUAACUUCAUUAAGUAACAUUAUAAAAAGCUUAGCAUAGCAGUACUUCACGUAGAUUCAAAUAUGAAUGUACAGUGUCCCCGAAAGGUUUUUGGACACUAAUUUAGACUUUACAAUGUUUAAAUGUAAUUGAAUUAGAUAACAAAAUACAAUUUCAAACCAAGUGGCAUUUGCAAACAAAUGAUUUUUCUAGUCAUUUUUGCAGUAACUUUUAAUCAACUGGAUCGAAUGUUAUUUUCUUAUUGAAUAUACAAACUAAGUUUUCCAAAUGCAAAAUCAUGACAUUUUUAACUAUUUGAAUGUACAUGAAAUAACAGUCAUUAGUAUUAUACACUGUAAAAAUGAUUAUUCGUUUUAUUAAUGGAAGUUAUUAUAAAGUGUUACCAGACGUUUUGUGAUUUAGGGGUUGCAAUGGGGUUUAGAACAGCACUCAGUAGAUUUGUGCAGCAUGUUCCAGAGUUGCCACAAAUGAAAGAAGAGGUUCUAAUGAUUGAACACAAAACUUUAUAGGUGGUUCUAUUUUAAUUUCAGGAAAGUCUUAAUUUAUUUACAAAAAAUGUUUAGGUUCACUUUAGUUGUAUGUCCUGUAUAUCCACUUAUCUCUUCUCAUCUUCAUAUUCACUACAUAAAUUCUUAACAGAUUUGCCAUAAUCAGCCGCUAAAAUACAAUUGAUAUACCAUCUAUCAUUUAUCAUGUAAGAGAUUGUGGGAUUUUGAACUCCUGAACAGUAACUGAAUAUUCUUAUGUCCAGUUCUCAUUAAUCAAAGAAGACUGCUUAAAUACGUAAACCGGUAACUGCUUAAACGGCUUUAAAAAAUGUAGCCUAACUCACUCAACUUGUCAUGCAUAAUUGCAGAAAUAGUGUUCCAUGCCUAGUGUCUGUCAGGUAUCAUAUACAGUAGAUGUAUUAUCCCUUUGAGAUAUUUAUAAAUUAAAUUGACUACAUAAUCAGGAAUCCAGGAUUCAUUGAUUGAUUCAGUGAAUCUUAUAUACUUUCUAAGAAAUAGGAUGCUAAAUGCUGCCUGUUAAAAUGUUUAUGUAAUCUAUUAUACUUUAUUUCUGAUUCUUGCUGAAUGAGACAUAGCCUAAAUGUAUUCUUUUUAAUAAAACUACUGUAAAUUUAAGUUAAUUUUAUUUAUGGAAAUGGAACUCA